Molecule: messenger RNA, 3633 nt
Organism: Trachemys scripta elegans
Lineage: Eukaryota; Metazoa; Chordata; Testudines; Emydidae
Gene: DAO
Product: D-amino acid oxidase
Exons: 11
Coding region: 272-1315 (347 amino acids)
Molecular function (GO): D-amino-acid oxidase activity; FAD binding
Source: RefSeq, a predicted model, not a curated record
AGGGGGCCUGUUGACAGCAGAGUUGGGUCUGGUUUGGUCACUGGGGUAACUGCCUGGACUGCACUGGCAUUAAUCCCCACUGAGAGUGACUGGCGCACGGGAGAGGAGCGUCAGGUGCACUGUUCUCAGUGCAAAUCAAAACCGUUUUCUCAUGUUCUGUUGACCUGUGUGACACCUGGUGAGGGAGGAGCCGGCUCAGCUGACUGGCACUUGACAACCUUCUGUCUGUCCCUUGGAGGCUGUGCUAGAAAACAGGAGGGACCUGACUGCCAUGCGCAUAGCGGUGAUUGGAGCAGGGGUGAUCGGGCUGUCCACAGCCUUGUGCGUCUACGAUCAGUAUCACUCGGUCGUCCAGCCCCUGGAAAUUGAGGUCUAUGCUGACCAGUAUACGCCGCUCACCACCAGCGAUGGAGCAGCCGGGCUCUGGCAGCCCUACGUGGACGAUAAGAGAAAUACUCAAGAAACGCUCUGGAACAAAGAGACAUUUGAUUACCUGUGUGGACACCUGAACUCACCGGAAGUAGAGGAAAUGGGACUCUUCCCAAUUUCUGGCUACAAUCUCUUUACACAGCCAGUUCCGGACCCACCUUGGAAGGACAUUGUCCUGGGAUUUAGGAAUCUGACAGCAAAAGAGCUUGAACUCUUCCCUGGUUACAGCUAUGGUUGGUUUAACACGGCACUAAUCUUAGAGGGCAAGAGCUAUUUGCCUUGGCUUACCAAGAGGUUAAAGCAGAGAGGAGUCAAGUUUUUUCAUAAGAAGGUUGAAUCCUUCCAUGAGAUGGUUGCCAAGGGCGUGGAUGUUAUAAUAAACUGCACCGGGGUCCGUGCAGGGGAACUGCAACCAGACCCAGGGUUAAUGCCAGGCCGAGGACAAAUCAUAAAGGUCCUGGCCCCUUGGGUGAAGCAUUUUGUCCUGACUCAUGAUCUUGAAUCUGGAAUCUAUAACUCACCAUACAUUAUACCUGGGAGCGAGCUAGUGACCUUGGGAGGGAUAUUUCAGCUGGGAAACUGGAACGAAGAGAACAGCCCCCAGGAUCACAAAACAAUUUGGGAAAACUGCUGCAAGCUGCUCCCUAGUCUCCAGAAGGCAAAGAUUGUGGAUGAAUGGAGUGGCUUCCGCCCUGUGCGCUACGCAGUUCGGUUGGAGAGAGAGGCAGUUCGUCAUGGACCUUUAAAAGCAGAGGUGAUACACAACUACGGCCACGGUGGUUUCGGACUCACCAUCCACUGGGGUUGUGCCAUGGAGGCCGCCAGGAUCUUCGGAAGGAUUCUAGAAGAAAAGAAGCUGGCCCGACCACCACAGUCCCACCUUUGAUUUAACAGAAAUACUCUAAUGAUCAUUCACAUUUUUUCCAUGGCAAAUCUGCGAUAGGCCCACUGCAAUAGUAGAGGAUGGAUGGGAAGAAACUGUUGGUUGUGUGCAGCAGUCACAUGUCUAACAAUAACACCAGUAGCUAGGAAGUCGCAGGGCAAAGGCAGAAAGAAAUAACUCAGUGAUGCAUGUUCUCUGUUUGAUGCCCUCAGCAGCUCCAAGACUGGUCUCUAGGGUACAGUUUUUGGAUUGUUACCAAUUAACUCCCUGUUGCUACUGUUUGCCAGGCGGCUGGCUCAUCCUUGCUCUGUUCUCCUAUAAACUACACCAUGGAAACAUAAAUCAAACCUGUGUUAUUGUAGAUGGUCCCUGCAGUGAAGCACCCAGACACUGCUAGGUCUCCAAAAGGGCAGAUGGAGUUCAGCUAACUCUUCGCUGGCCUCUGAGAUGUGUUAGCAUUGCUGGACAGGACCUGAAGCUGAUCCAAUGUCAGCUGAGGUCUUAGCUUGCUGUUCAGCCAGCCAGCACAUAGUUAGAUUUGUAAGCCGUGCCCAAGAGAUAAAAGCUCCUUAAUGGAAAGAGGCUCUCGAACUCCUGCGGAAGUAGCAGUGGGUCUAAGAUACAUGCUGAAGGCAGAGUAGUUUUUCUUACAUUGAAGUUGGGACUAAAGCAUUUGGCUAUUGUACACGUUCUACUGCUAGACACGUUGUUCCCAAAGACCGGGUUUUCAGAUCAUUUAUAUAGCAGAAAAGGGAACAUCCUAAGGGAACUCAGGCUCUGUGUUUGCCAAAUUCUACAUAUAGCAGAGAUGAUAGGCAGAAUAGCUGCACCUGCACCUAAAAUAGACGUUGGCACUUCAAUCUCUCAUUUCUUUUCACCUUGGUACAUCACUGGAAACAUUAGCUUGUGAAAAGGUCUGACUCUUGUUAAAUUGCACCUGCUGUACAGAUUGCACACGGGGCUGCCAGGAGGUUACAAGGCCUUGGGGUGGGGUAUAUCCUGUGCAGAACUAGGGCUAUCAUCAGCAAGGUGUUGUGCAAUGAGUUGGCUUGCUCCAGCCUGGUCUCUCCUCCCUCAGUUUGGUCUGGUCAGGGUCCAGAUCAGGAGGCAUAAGAUGCAGGAAAGGUACCUUUUGGCCACCCAGUGGUCAAGAGAAAAUGCCCCCAACUCAAAAGACCAGAGAGUCCUCAAAGGAGAGCACUCUCCAAGAAGGCUGUGUCCAGCAUUCAGCAUCACAGUGCAAAGUCCCCUCAGAACCCAGUUCUGCUGCCUUGUCUACAAAUAUGGGGCCCUUCCCAUCUUCAAGACUAUUCCCAGUGGUUGCCAUGGUAAUGUGUAACCCCAUUAGGAGUGUGGAGCUCUUCUCACCGUAACACUGUCAGGCUGCAGACUGCCAAGCCUAGCCCAUUGGGUUUCAUUCUUCACGUACAUCUUCCCAGUGUGGGCCAGAGUCUCCUGAGUCACCAUUUACCUCCUUUCGCUUAACAGUAGAAAAUCUCAGAGCCACCAGCUCCCAUCCCACCCAACACAGCUUGUUCAGGAGGCUGGUUAGGCUUGUGCCACUUGACGAAUGCAGGGCCGGUUGCUUUAAAGAGGAUGCACCAGAAAAUUUGAAAGGCAUGUGGCCACGGCCCUUUCUCCUUCUCUGCCUCUUUUAAAGGCCUGUGCAUGACAGUCACAUGUCCCAGGUGGUGGUGAGCAGCUGGAUGUAAUAAAAGAUGCCUUUGAUGGAACAUUCCCUUUGAAGAGUGAGGAGGUCUGAACAUAGGCCUGGGAGCUAGGAACUUCAGCUUUGACAUUGACUCCCUCCGUUCCUCUGGACAAGUCAUUUUACUUUUACGAGUGCCCCGUUUGUACAGUACGGGGUGGUUGUGAGCUAUAAUUCAUAAGGGAGAGAUUUUCAAAGGCACAAAUGGACAUUAAGUGCUCAGCUCCAACUGACUGUCAAUCACAAUCAAAAGGGUAAUAUCACAAGAUUUAAAAAAAAUGAAAAAGUUUACAACUGGUUAAUGUGAAUCCUAAUGAUCUGUGAUACCACUUCCACAGAAACUAUCCAAUGAAACAGUCAUCUGCUCAGUUUCACUUAGUGUCAAUAGGAGAUAUUAAGGACCAGAUUCUGUUCUUCCUCAGACUGGUGUAACUAACUCACUUGACUUCAGAAGAGUUACAUCAAUGUAAAUCUGCAAUAACAAAUCAUCAUAUAGCCCUAAGUAAAUGUUGGGUUCAUCAGAGCUUAAAGCACACGGGAGCUAUUACUCUUCAUUGCUUGAGAUGACAAAUGUGCUCCUAAAUUGGCUAUUAAAAAAUAUUAACAGAGCUGA